Molecule: messenger RNA, 2919 nt
Organism: Triticum aestivum (bread wheat)
Lineage: Eukaryota; Viridiplantae; Streptophyta; Magnoliopsida; Poales; Poaceae
Product: protein FAR1-RELATED SEQUENCE 5
Exons: 3
Coding region: 1189-2241 (350 amino acids)
Biological process (GO): regulation of DNA-templated transcription
Molecular function (GO): zinc ion binding
Source: RefSeq, a predicted model, not a curated record
CCUAAAAAACUAGAUCUACGUACGAUCCAGUCUUACUAGCUUUUCAUCCGCCGCCGCUCCAUUCCUGCCGGUUGUCGCUCGAGAUCCCGUUGAAAGCAUCGCCGCCGCUCCAGUCCACGAGUCCAAGGGCCGCCACCGCCGCUCCAGUCCACGAGUCCAAGGGCCGCCACCGCCGCUCCAUUCCCGCUGGGUGUCACCCGGUGAAGGCACCGCUGUCGCUCCAGUCCACGGGUCCACAUCCGCUCCAUUCCCGCCGGCCGCCGCUCGAGUACCCGGUGAAGGCACCGCUGUCGCUCCAGUCAACGCCGCCUAGGGCCGCCACUGCCGCUCCAUUCCCGCCGGCUGCCACCGCUCCAGUUCUGCUGGCAUCCUCGAGUCCAAGUACCCAAGGGAAUAAUUUGGUAUGUCUCCCCAAGAUGAUAAUGAAGUAACCCAGACACUGGAAGAAUUAGCUGAAUAUGAAGACAUAAUACAGAGGACCUUCAGUUCUGAUGAAGAAUGCUAUGAUUUUUUCAAUAAGUUUGCCAAGACAAAAGGAUUCAGUGUUAGAAAGAGCAAAGUUUGGUGCUCAAAAAUCACAGGUUGUAUAAUAAGUCGACAGUUUCUUUGCUCAAAAGCUGGGGUGAGAGAUGAGAAGUAUUUCAAUUUGCCAAAUAGAAAACGGAAACAUCGGCCACUUACAAGAUUUGAAUGUCCUGUGAAGUUAGUGAUUAAAUUCAGCUGGGAGAUGGAUCUAUGGUAUGUUGACAAGUACAUUGAUUCACACAACCAUGAGCUGGCUAGACCCAACGAAACAACAUUUCUCCGUUCACACAGAAAAAUGACAGAGUGGUAGAAAAAUGAAAUUAUAGAUCUCCAGAAGGCUGGCUUGAGAAAACAUCAGAUUAUGGAUGUUAUGGUGCAGGAGAUCAAUGGAGAUCAUGCUGAAGUUGGAUAUGUCCCGAGGGAUCUUUACAACUUUUCAUACUUAAAUAAAUGUGCUAAGAUUAUUGAUGGUGAUGCAAAUGCAGUUCUGCAGAAUAUGAGACAAAGACAACUAGAAGAUUGUGAAUUCUUUUUGACUACCAAACCAAUUCUGAAGGCCGCUUGGUUAAUUUGUUUUGGUGUGAUGGUCAGUCUCGCCUAGAUUACCAAGCAUUUGGGGAUCUUCUCAUUUUUGACAGCACGUAUCGGACAAAUAAGUACAGCAUGCCCUUUGUUCCUUUUGUGGGGUUGAAUCACCAUCGUAGCACCACAAUUUUUGCUUGUGCUGUUGUUUCUCAUGAAACAACUGAAUCGUUUAAAUGGUUACUGUGUACUCUACUGGUUGCAAUGUAUCAGAAAGAACCCAAGUCCGUAAUAACUGAUGGUGAUCAUGCAAUGCGAAGAGCUAUACAGCAGGUGCUUCCUAACAGCAUACAUCGAUUGUGUACUUGGCACGUGGAGAGGAAUAUGACUCACUUUAUUCAUCAUUGUAUGAUACCUGAUUUUAGGGAGCUAAUAUAUAAAGCAACCACGCCAAGUCAGUUCGUUCGCAGAUGGAAAGAUUUUGUUGAGGCACACAAGAUUGGUGAGGGUAAGAAAAGUUACAAGUGGCUGUCAAGGAUGUACAAAAUCCGAAAACUGUGGGCAGCUAGUUAUGUCAAGAACAAAUACUUUUUGGGUGCACAGAGUAAUCAGCGCAGUGAAAGCCUAAAUUCCCAAUUGCAUACUCACUUGAACAGAAAAAUGACAUUAGCAUAUAUGGAAGAACAUUUCUUUCGCUGUGUUAAACGUAUUAGAAGAAAUGAGUAUGAAUUGGAUUGCGUAGCUUCACAAUCUUUGCCAGUUCUCAUUACAGAACAUAAACCUUUGGAAAUGGAUGCAGCGAAGUGCUUCACUCCAGCAAAUUUUCAGUUGGUUCAGAAGGAGAUUGAAAGGUCAUCAAAUUAUGAGAUUGUUGAGAUAUUGGAAAAUGAAAAUUGCAUAAAGUACAUUGUUAGUGCCAGAGAGUACACAAGUGUCCGUUUUGUCGAAUGUGAUGAUGAGGAGACACUUGCAAAUAUUAAGUGCAACUGCCUAAAAUUUGAACGUGAAGGAAUACCUUGUUGUCAUGUUAUGUUAGUUCUGAUUAAACAUGAUGCACUCAUCCCACGUAGUUGUGUGCUGACUAGAUGGACACAGAAUGCCAAGUCAAGUAUCCUUUCAGAUGAAAAGAAAAAUGAAUCAAGUCAGCAAGAACGUUUUGCCGAAUUGGUUAAUUUGUCUAAACCGGUUUUUUAGGAAGCAUCAGGUUCAACUGAAGAUUUUCUUAGAUGGAAGAAAACUCUAACUGAUGAGCAAAAGAAAAGAAGGCAAAAUGAUGAUUUUCAUGGAAAUAAAGGUGAAGUCAAUCAAGGUCUUCUAAAUGGAGCAUCACCAUUGAUAAAUGUGGAAGAUCCUUUGCGAGUGGUAAGCAAAGGCGCACCGAAAAAAAGAAUCAAAGGUUUCCAAGAUGUCCGACAAAGAAAAUGUGGAGUAUGUCGUAAAAUUGAUCAUGACAGAAGGAAGUGUCCAGAUAAUGAAAAGGGUGGUACUUCAAAAAUUGGCUCCACUUCCGCAUAAUACAACUUGGGCUAAGCACAAGGAUGGAAGUACAUUGAAGAGCACCGGCAACAUUCUGGAAAUUCAUUCAACAACACCAUGCACUCUGGAAUUUCAUUCAGCAGUACCCGCAAGCAUGGCGUAGCAAGGAUGCAAUCGCCCAGUUGAAGAGUGCACUCCAUGCAAAUUCAUAAAGCUUUGAUAUUACAAAUAUUUAUUGUAAUAGCACACUCCUUCAUAUUGUACUUUAGUGCUCAUUCAAAUUUUCCGAUCAUAUUUGGGUGAUGCAUUUUAGUGCUCACUCAAAUUUUGACUUCAAAUUUCCAAGUUCCCAGUUUCUUUGAUAAAUGAUUUAUGAGAAAAUUGCUUAUUGUUGGC